UUGUUUCAGAUGCUGGUUACCUUCGAGGAGGUGGCUGUGUAUUUCACCCAGGGGCAGGGGACUCUGCUGGACCCCACUCAGAGAGCCCUCUACAGGGACGUCAUGUGGGAGAACUACGAGAUGGUGACCUCGCUGGGAUUCCCCCUUCCCAAACCGGACCUGAUCACCCGGCUGGAACGAGGGGAAGAGCCGUGGGUGCCCGAUCUCCAGGCCUGUGAGGAAAGAGAAAUCCCGAGAGGCGCCCACACAGCACAAUGACUUCUGUCUGGAUUCUCUCUCUCCCAGCAGGUGAUGAGAGAGUGAGUGAGAAUGAGGAGGAGAAUCAACAGCAGGAAGUUCCUGGGCACGGGGAAUCACUGGGGACCUCUGUGGGAAGAUCUCAUAAGUGCUUAGACUGUGGAAAAAGUUUCAUGUGGUGGUCACACCUCAUUUUACAUCAGCGAAUCCACACAGGAGAGAGACCCCACAAGUGCUUAAUCUGUGGAAAAAGUUUCAUACGGAGGUCAGACCUUGUUGUACAUCAGGCAAUUCACACUGGAGAGAGACCCCAUAAAUGCUUAGACUGUGGAAAAAGUUUCAUACGGAGGUCAGUACUUGUUAAACAUCUGGCAAUCCACACUGGAGAGAGACCCCAUAAGUGCUUAUACUGUGGAAAAAGUUUCUUACAGAAGUCACACCUUGUUGUACAUCAGGCAAUCCACACUGGAGAGAGACCCCAUAAGUGCUUAAUCUGUGGGAAAAGUUUCAUACGGAGGUCAGCCCUUCUUAUACAUCAAGCAGUCCACACUGGAGAGAGACCCCAUAAGUGCUUAGACUGUGGAAAAAGUUUCAAACGGAGGUCAGCCCUUCUUAUACAUCAAGCAGUCCACAC
Messenger RNA from Chrysemys picta bellii (western painted turtle), 871 nucleotides. NCBI's taxonomy places the organism in Eukaryota, Metazoa, Chordata, Testudines, Emydidae. The record is from RefSeq and is a predicted model, not a curated record.